Messenger RNA from Selaginella moellendorffii, 1037 nucleotides. Its product is annotated as GDSL esterase/lipase At2g38180. The record is from RefSeq and is a predicted model, not a curated record. The coding region runs from base 165 to 926 and encodes 253 amino acids. The transcript has 6 exons. NCBI's taxonomy places the organism in Eukaryota, Viridiplantae, Streptophyta, Lycopodiopsida, Selaginellales, Selaginellaceae.
UUUCUUUUUCUCCUGAGAAUCGAUCGUGUCCAGUUGAGCGUGCUGUAUGAUCUUUGCCUUGGGCUACGUCGAAAGUUUCCAAACUUUCUUGGGUCCCUCGUGAUUUAAGACUUCCAUGAGUUUGUACGUUAUAGCAGUGUAGGGCGCUGAGCUCGCUCCAAUCCAUGGCGCACAAGCGACCGGCUUUCGUGCUGCUGGGCGCGUCCAUGGUGGAGUACUCGUUCCGCCCAGGAGGAUGGGGCGCGGUGCUCGCGGAUCUCUACUCGCGAAAGGCUGAUAUUUUACUGCGUGGAUACAGAGGCUGGAAUACCCGCCGAGCAAGAGCAGCUCUCCCACACUUCCUACCAAAGGAUUCUCCAGAGUCCCAGCAGCCGGCUCUGAUUGUGAUCUUCCUGGGAACAAACGAUGCCGCAUUUCCACUUCCCAGUGGCAAAGGCCAGUUUGUCCCUAUUCCCGAAUACAAGGAAAACUUGCGUUAUAUGUGUGAGUAUUGCCAGUCUCUCUCGGAUUCCACUCGAGUGCUGCUGAUAACUCCCCCUCCUAUCAAUGACGAAGCUCGACGAGCCCUUUCCUGGAAGAGAUUUGGUCCCCUAGCACCGAAUUGGCUCGAUCGUACCGACGAGCGAGCUCAAGCUUAUGCUCAAGCUUGUCUAUCCGUUGCCGAGGAGAUGAAAGUUGGCGUUGUUGAUUUACAUAACGCGAUCAAGCGUGUGGAGAACUGGGAGACGGAGUGCCUCAGUGACGGAAUGCAUAUCUCGCCAAAGGGUUGCGAGAUCCUCGUCGAGCUGCUGCUCGAGGCUCUGAGAAAGGUGUCGCUUCACUGGGAGGACGUGCCAAACGACUUGUACUGCGAGCCACAUAUGUUCGACAUGAUUCAUCCAUUCCUGGAGAGCCAAGAGUACAAGCAGAACCUUGAAAAGAAUUAAGAAGUUCAUUCACAUUCAUGUUUACUCCAAGCAUUACAUUUUCCUGAUACGAUUCGUUGUAAAUCAAACACAGCCUUGGCAAAUAGCUUUCUUCUCCUUGCGUGCUGAAAA